Musa acuminata subsp. malaccensis (wild Malaysian banana) is the source of this 728-nucleotide messenger RNA. The record is from RefSeq and is a predicted model, not a curated record. NCBI's taxonomy places the organism in Eukaryota, Viridiplantae, Streptophyta, Magnoliopsida, Zingiberales, Musaceae.
UCGUUCCAUCCAUUUCUCCCAUCGGAUCGCGAUUUCCUUCAUCCUAUCUCGGUCGCUUUGACCGCUGCCACCCUUCCGCCCACCACCGGCGGGAGGGAGCUAUCCGGGCCUCCCUCCGACGGCAUCUCCAACCUCCGUUUCUCCAACCACAGCGACCUCCUCCUCGUCUCGUCCUGGGAUAAGAGUCUUCGUCUUUACGAUGCCGGGGCGAACGUUCUCGAGGGGGAGUUCGUGCAUGCUGGCCCCGUCCUCGAUUGCUGCUUCCACGAUGAUUCAGCAGGGUUCAGCGCCUGUGCCGAUCAUACGGUUAGAAGCUAUGGGACGUUUGCAACGGGAGGUUGCGACGGUUAUGUUAACCUAUGGGAUGGCAACAAUAAGAAAAGACUUUAUCAGUAUUCAAAAUACCCAACAAGCAUUGCUGCAUUAUCUUUCAGCAGAGACGGCCAUCUGCUUGCCGUAGCAUCUAGCUACACAUUUGAGGAGGCUGACACACUUCAUGAGCCCGAUGCCAUCUUUGUGCGGAAUGUAAACGAAGUCGAAGUAAAACCAAAGCCAAAGGCAUAGCCUGCACCACCUUCAUAAUAAACUGUUCCUCGAAUAUGAGAAAUAGCUCCUUCAAUUUGUGGUGUAUUUAAUUUUCAGUUGUUUUGUUCUCACAUUUUUUGUAUUUCUGGAAAAUUUAUGCCUGUAUCUGUUUCUGCCUAUUGUGGCUGCUGCAUUUGAAUGGC